Raphanus sativus (radish) is the source of this 2313-nucleotide messenger RNA. Its product is annotated as beta-fructofuranosidase, insoluble isoenzyme CWINV6-like. NCBI's taxonomy places the organism in Eukaryota, Viridiplantae, Streptophyta, Magnoliopsida, Brassicales, Brassicaceae. The coding region runs from base 520 to 2196 and encodes 558 amino acids. Gene Ontology annotation, molecular function: hydrolase activity, hydrolyzing O-glycosyl compounds. The transcript has 7 exons. The record is from RefSeq and is a predicted model, not a curated record. Gene Ontology annotation, biological process: carbohydrate metabolic process.
CAUUUUAUGUUAUUUAUGAACUCCUAAUAUUCGUACUAUUCGUACCAUUGUUUUCUAAGCAACCACUAGGAAAAAACUAAUUAAUGGUUACUAUUAUUAAGAGAAUGAGUGCAUGAAUAAUGAUGUUUCUUAGUUUUAGUAACAGAUUUUAAGCCCUUUAAUUCUUAAGUGAUUGAAAGAAGAAUUGUUUUAAUAUGUAAACAAAGACCAUAGACUCAGUAGAUUACCAAAAUACUAAACAAAUACUUUGUAAACAAAGACUCAAAAACCAAAAUUAUCACAAUUAAAUAUCAUGACCAACAACUAUAUUCAGAGUUUCUUCCACGAUACUUCGAGCUUAAGACAAAAUAAGGAGUUGUUGUCAAUGUCAACGCUAAUGGCAUUAUAAUGAUAACGAAGUUUCUUGACGACUCUAUAAUCAUUUUCUUGGCAAGAUCCCAAGACUACUACUUAUAAACGGCCACACACAUCAUUUUCGAAUCAACUAAUCCCGUUACAGAGUAAGAUCAUCACCAAUCAAUGGCUCAAGAUGGAAACGUCCAGAAUCUUCCGGUUCAAAACCAAGUGCGUAACCGGACUUCCUUCCAUUUCCAACCUCAAAGAAAUUGGCUCAACGAUCCAAAUGCGCCAAUGUAUUACAAAGGAUUCUACCAUCUGUUCUACCAGCACAACCCUUUGGCUCCCGAGUUCAAUAGGAAAAUCAUAUGGGGUCACUCUGUUUCACAAGAUAUGGUCAACUGGAUCCAACUCCCACCAGCAUUUUCCCCCUCUGAGUCCUACGACAUCAACAGCUGCUGGUCAGGAUCCGCCACGAUCCUCCCCGAUGGCAAACCUGUGAUCUUGUACACCGGAAUCGAUGACCAAGAGAGACGGGAAGACAGAAGUCAAGUCACAGUUCUUGCUGUACCUAAAGAUGUUUCCGACCCUUUGCUUCGUGAGUGGAUAAAGCCAAAGCAAAAACCUGUCAUGGUUCCACCAGAGGACGUCCUUCACUACUGUUUCCGUGACCCUACGACUGCAUGGCUAGGUCCAGAUGGGAAAUGGAGAGUUCUCAUAGGAGCUAAGGAGAGAGAUACUCGAAGAGGAGUGGCGCUUUUGUACCAUAGUACUGAUGAAUGUGCGCAAUGGGAAAGGCAUCCAGAACCUUUACUUGUAGCACAAGCCAACGAAAUGUUGGAGUGCGUUGACUUUUUCCCGGUUAAGCUCGCCGGUAAAGAAGGUGUGGAUACUUCUGUGAACAAUGCUAGUGUGAGGCAUGUGUUGAAAGUUAGUUUUGAGGAACAAAUUGGAGGCAAAGAUUGUUAUGUGAUUGGUACAUAUUGUUCCGAGACUGACAGAUUUGUCCCGGACUCAGAGCUCACUUACACAAGUGCGGAUUUGAGAUAUGAUCAUGGAUGGUUUUACGCCUCCAAGUCGUUCUUUGAUAGUGCUAAGAAUAGGAGGAUCAACUGGGGAUGGGUUGUGGAGACUGACAGCAGAGAAGAUGAUUUUGAGAAAGGAUGGGCUGGCCUUCUGGCUCUUCCUAGGCAAAUGUGGCUGGACACAAGUGGAAAGAGGCUGAUGCAAUGGCCAAUCCAAGAGAUCAAUUAUCUCCGGACCAGACAUGUUAGCUUCCAUAACAGGCAACUCGAAGGCCGCUCGAUGUUUGAAAUCACAGGCAUUACUGCAGCACAAGCAGACGUUGAAGUGACUUUUGACCUGCCUGUUCUGGAACAUAACGCCCGGAUACGGGACUCAACACACAUUGCUGAUGCGGUUUUGUUCAAUUAUGGCAACUCGCUUGGAUGUGUUUACGGGCCUUUUGGGUUGCUAGCAUUAGCUUCCAAUGAUUUAUCCGAACAAACUGCGAUCUUCUUUAAGAUCAUUCGUCGCGGAAAUGGAUAUUCGGUUAUAAUGGGCAUCGAUGAGAAUAGAUCUUCGUUGAGAGACAACGUACAAAAAAUUCCGCAUGGAACAUUCCUAGACGUUGAUCCAAGACAUGAGAAGAUCUCAUUAAGAUGUUUGAUCGAUCACUCGAUUAUAGAGAGCUAUGGAGCAGGAGGAAGAAAUGUGAUAACUUCUAGGGUUUAUCCCAAAUUGGCAAUUGGUGAAGCAGCUAAGCUUUAUGCGUUUAAUAAUGGGACGAAGGGUGUGACCAUAUCGUCUCUGGAUGCUUGGAGCAUGAGAAAUGCCCAAAUCAAUACAAAUGCAAUUUAAUAAUCACUAAUAGUGAUGAUAAUUAAUAAUAAUAAUGUUUGGACUGCCCUAAAGAUGAUUAGUUUCUUUUCAUGGACUGCUGAAUUGUUUGAAGAUUUAUAAUCCGUAUUUUGUAUU